GUGGUACAUUCCGAGAGAGGACUUGUAGCUGCCGCUCUUCAACAACAACACUGUCGCCCAUCCAAGCGCGGCGGCUCUGAGGGGGCUCCGUUAGGCGGUUUAUCUCGGUUUAUCUCCAGAAACUCGUGGACAGCGGUGCAAUGGACGAAGAGGAGCAAUUUGUAAACAUAGACCUGAACGAUGACAACAUCUGCAGCAUCUGUAAGCUGGAGACGGACACCGGGACGCUGUCUUUCUGCCACGUGUGCUUCGAGCUGAGCAUAGAGGGUGUUUCCACUGCCACUCUGCUGCACUCCACAUCUUUGCGAGGGCACAGAGACUGCUUUGAAAAGUAUCACCUCAUUGCCAAUCAGAAGCUGUCCCGCACCAAGGCCUCUCGCAGCGCUUACGAGGGAGUGAAGCGGGCCCUGAGUCAGCGGAUCAGCCGCCUUGUGCAGUACGCCCAGAACAGAGACUCUGGAUCCCUGGACGCGUCUGGACGGUGGGGCUCGAAGCACCAGCUCCUGUGCUACAGCCAGCAGGCUGAUGGAAAGCUGGUGGCCCAGUCAGAUGCCCAGGUGCCCCGUUACACCCCACGCUGGACGGAGGAGGUGUCUGCAGGCGAGGUGGAGGAGUUGGACCUCCUGCAGAGCUCUGGACAAGAACUGUGGAGGAGUGAACAGAACCACACGAUGCAGCAGCAGCCGGGAGGAAGAGAACAGAGAGAGGCGGCCAGACCGAGGCGCCACACUGGACACAGCCGAGAGGAACUGCUGAAGAUGAACAUGGAAGAGCUCCAUCAACUGAACUCACAACUGCUGCUGCAGAUUCAAAAAGUCUUCGAGGAGCUUUCGGUCGUCGUGCAGGAGAAGGACUCUUUAGCGUCUCAGCUCCACGUGCGCCACAUUGCCAUCGAACAGCUUUUCAAGAACUGCGCGAAGCUCCCCUGGCUGCAGAUUGGCCGAGCGGGGGCCAAAGCCAGCAAUGCCCCAGUGGAGUGAAGCUCCGCAUCAGGUGCAAGGGGCUCAGAACCAGAGAAAGAACCGAGACGGUAGCCCAGAGCGGCGGAUCACAACUUGAGGACUUCGCACAAAGUCACGCUCCUCACUCGCUGUGCGCACCUUUGAGCGGACAGGGUCGGUGUGUUUCCCCCUUGGUCAUUUUUGCAGUACUUGAACACAAGAAGCGUUGAAAGCGACUCUGAGUAGAAGCCGGAGGUGCUUUGGGACCUCUGGAGCUGUGGAUCCUAUGCAGAUUGAGGUCUUCAGUAACCUGUUAUAGUUUGUUUUUGUUUGUCGGCCUCGUCAGUGUAAACGAUGGUUUUUGUUAUGUUGUGUUUUUUUAAUAUUUCUUGUUUUUAUUUAUUGCUUUUUGAUUCGUUCUGUGUUUUUUUUUCUUCUGUGUUUGUGUUUUUUCUCUUCAGAGCUCGAGCAGCUCAGGUGUUUUUUUCUGCUGUGCUUGAUAGACGGAGUGUGUUCCAGUUCUCUCUACCCAGAGGGACGAGCUGAUUGGCUCUAGCGUUGCUGUGGUAACUGUUGCUUAGUUAAAAGUGGAGUGUUUUCCCCUCCUCUGCCUGUGAUCACGGCAGUGGAACUUCUUAAUGAGAGCCGAGCAGAUUGCAGUGUACACUUUACUACGAGGGCGUUGUGCUCCGUGGCCGUCGAUGCAGACGUUUCACUGAGUUUGUGUUUUUGUUUUUGGACUUUAAAGUGAGGCAGAGUUUAAAGUGAGGCAGAGUUUAAAGUGAGGCAGAGUUUUGCUUUCUUAUCUUAAAAUUGAACCACGAGGUGCUUGACUUUUUUUUGGUAUAUAUUUCUCUAAGCGCGUUUUAACUUGACCAUUUUUCUCUUGACUCUUUCUUUUCUGUGUGCGUGUGUGUGCGUGUGUGUGUGUGUGUGUGUGUGUGUGUGUGUGUGUGUUUACAACCUUUGGGUUACUCAUGUGGAAAUUGUGAGCUGUGGUCAUCAGAGAUUCAGAGUUUAGGGAAUUUUCCCCAGAUAAGCACAAGCAAGCUUUGAAAAAGGAGAGUGCUGGUCAUUUGAUGGGCACUUUAAGCACCUUAAAAAGAACCGAACCAAAGCCUACGUUGCCGCCAGGCAACAAAAUUCAGUAUUUAUAUUUUUUCCAAAUUCUUUGCUUGUUACAAAUAAAAGGAAAUUUCAUAUUUAAUGCUGCCCUUGAAAUGAGGGUGUAUCUUCAGCCCAAGCGUUUCAGUUCAUGAAUUUUAUUUUAGAGCUUUUUCCCUCAGAGUUUGAUUUUGUGUUGUUUUUUUUUUUGUAGUGUUAAAUAAUGUUUGUUUGCGUUUUUAUGGAUUAGUUUUUACGAAGCUGAAGCUCUUAUUCGAAAUUCCUGCUCUGCCUUAAAUGGUACAGCAGGUAAGUUGCAAUAAAUGCCGGACCAGUUAAGGUGGAGUGGGCAAUUGGAAUAAGAAGCCAAGUUCAGCCUCGAUUAGUGGUUUGCUCCCAACACAGAGAUGUAGAGAUGUGAGGCUGGAGCGCCAUCUGGUGGAACUGCAAAGAAUCAGUUCACAGUAGAUUAAAUCGUGUUAUUAAAGGUUUAUGUUGAAGCCUAAUGAGACUGAAACCAAGAUCAUCAUGUAUCUUUUCAAAAAGGUGUAAUUUCAAGGUUAUUUUAAGAGAUCAAUUAGACAUCUGCUUAUUUUUGAAGAAUAGGCUUCUCUUUAUAAGAGAGAGAAAUUAUAUACUUGACCCUUCUGGGGUUUGUGUGGUCAUGUUUUUAAUAUCCUGUAGGAGUGGGUUACAUGUUUAAUGUAUUGAUGCAUGUAUGUUGCUUAGUAAGCUGUAAGUCAAACUGCAGUACUCCUCAGCGUUGUACGCACAUCUGUCGGUCAGAAGAGGAACAUCUGGAUUACCUUGAGCUUAGAUCGUUUAAGUGAAUUUGUAUGCUGGUUCACAUUAGCGCUACGCCCAGACUGCCCAGAGUGGAUUUUAUCACGGUUUACCUUUUGAUGAUGCAAAUAAAUGGAAACGACUGAUGUUUUUGGCAAUAAGGUCACAAAAACAUCCUCUUUUUCUUUUUCCUGUUUUCCUUUCCAGCGGGCCGUGUCGUGUGGAUGUGUUUGUGUUCCCCCAACAGCUAAUGCAAUAAUGUGUGUUUGUGGAACUUCCUGCUUUCCUGUGAAAGUGGCGUCCGGAGUGAUUUGUAUAUUUUCAUUAAAGCUAGAAAAUAAAUAUAAAAAUAUUUUCAUAACUAUG
Molecule: messenger RNA, 3194 nt
Organism: Pygocentrus nattereri (red-bellied piranha)
Lineage: Eukaryota; Metazoa; Chordata; Actinopteri; Characiformes; Serrasalmidae
Gene: c18h21orf91
Product: chromosome 18 C21orf91 homolog
Exons: 5
Coding region: 141-980 (279 amino acids)
Source: RefSeq, a predicted model, not a curated record